Closterium sp. Yama58-4 is the source of this 687-nucleotide messenger RNA. Lineage: Eukaryota; Viridiplantae; Streptophyta; Zygnematophyceae; Desmidiales; Closteriaceae. The record is from the annotation of a GenBank genome assembly.
AUGUCGUGUCUGGGGGUGAGGGAGGUGCAGUUGCGGAGGGUGAGGGUACUGGGGCUGCCGGAGCUGGUGGUGUCGGCUCAAGGGGUGCGGGGGGUGUGGGCGUGGAGGUCACUCCCGUGGAGGACACAGCAGCCUCGAGCCAGCGGACUCACCCCGCGUUCCCCCCCUGGCUUCCCGUCCGUCCCGCAGUUCCCUCCUCGUUCGUCUCAGCUGCCGGUUGCUGCGGAGCCCGAGGGUGUUCCUUUGGGAGCAGCAGCAGCAGCAGCAGCAACAGCAGCCUCAGUCGCAGGGUUAGGAGAGGGUAGAGGAGGAGCCACAGCCACAGCAGGAGAGAGUAGAGGAGGAGUCACAGCCGCAGCAGGAGAGAGCACAGGAGGGGUCACGGCUGCAGCAGCAGGUGCAGUUGCACCCGCUGCAGGAGAGAGUAGAGGAGGAGUCACGAGUGCAGCAGCAGGUGCAGUUGCAGUCACAGCAGGAGAGAAUAGAGGAGCCACGGCCGCAGCAGGAGAGGGUAGAGGAGGAGUCCCGCCCACAGCAACAACUGCAAUUGCAAACACAGCAGGAGAACGUAGAGGAGGAGUCAAGGCCGCAGCAGGAGAGGGCAGAGGAGGAGCUACAGGAGCAGCAGUAGGGGCAGGUGCCGUCGCAGUAUACGCCAGUGGAGGCGGAGCAACAGCGACUGCAUAA